AUGCAGCUGAUGUUGGACGAAAUUCUCAUGAAUGUUGCUGCAAAUGCUGCUGUUUCGUUGCUGGCGUUUAUUCUGAAGGAAGUCAAAGACGUUGAAGUGACGUUAGGCAUUCAUGGAAAAGACCUCCGAGUAAAUUGCCACAAGUUUCAUCCUGCAAUUUUUCGAAACUUUACGAUCGCCACCUACAAAGCUAAAGCAGCGGACAUUGCUGAAUCAGAUAAGGAACCUAAAGGUAUUUAA
Soboliphyme baturini is the source of this 240-nucleotide messenger RNA. The record is from the annotation of a GenBank genome assembly. Lineage: Eukaryota; Metazoa; Nematoda; Enoplea; Dioctophymatida; Soboliphymatidae.